Molecule: messenger RNA, 3714 nt
Organism: Ahaetulla prasina
Lineage: Eukaryota; Metazoa; Chordata; Lepidosauria; Squamata; Colubridae
Gene: LRRFIP1
Product: LRR binding FLII interacting protein 1
Exons: 12
Coding region: 51-3029 (992 amino acids)
Biological process (GO): regulation of transcription by RNA polymerase II
Molecular function (GO): RNA polymerase II cis-regulatory region sequence-specific DNA binding; DNA-binding transcription factor activity, RNA polymerase II-specific
Source: RefSeq, a predicted model, not a curated record
GCUUGCGCGGCGUAUCCGAUUCCUUACGCCCGAGGACUAAAUCAGCUGCGAUGGAGAACGCUGGGACAACGCCACAAGGAACUGCGGGGCGUAAGCGGAUCCCCAACCGGGAGAGGCCCGCGGUCGAGGAUGAGGCCCUCAACAUGAUCGCUCGCGAGGGUGAAGCAAGACUUGCGGCAAAGCGUGCAGCACGAGCUGAAGCACGGGAAAUUAGGAUGAAAGAACUUGAGAAGCAACAAAAGGAGCCUACAGAAUACAUUUACUAUCUUGGCUCAGGAUCUCGAGCAUCUUCUAGAACUAGUUCUGCUCAUGCAAGUCCCAUGGUUGAAGAAACACCUGAAAAAGACUUUGAGAAGGGAAUCCGAACUACAUCAAGCUUGUCAGCAGCUACCCUAGCCUCCCUAGGUGGAACCUCUUCUCGCCGAGGCAGUGGGGAUACUUCUAUCUCAAUUGAUAUGGAAGCAUCUAUUAGAGAAAUGAAGGAUAUCAGUGAGUUAAAGGAUGAAAUUGGGACUGUAGAAGCAAAAUACAUGCAGAGGUUGAAACAAAUGAAGGACUCUUCGGCUGAAGUUGAAGAAAAAUAUAAGAAAGCUAUGGUUUCAAAUGCUCAAUUGGAUAAUGAGAAAACGAAUUUUAUAUACCAAGUAGAAACCCUACAGGAUGCAUUAUUGGAACUAGAAGAGCAGCUUGCAGAAUCUAAGAGGCAAUUUGAAGAGAAAAGCAAAGAUUUUGAGAGGGAAAAACAUGCUCAUGCUAUAUUACAAUUCCAAUUCAUGGAACUCAAAGAGGCUCUGAAACAAAAAGAAGAACUGCUUGCUGAAAUCCGACAACUGCAACAAAAACAAGAGGGUUUUGUCAGGGAAAUAACUUAUCUUCAGGAGACAAUAGAAUGGAAAGAAAAAAAAAUAGGGGCAUUAGAAAGGCAGAAAGUUUUCUUUGAUUCCCUAAGAGGUGAGCUAGAUGAUCUUAGAGAGGAGGUGAUUUUGCUGAAGGAACAAUUAAAGCAAUAUGGAAUCAUCACCAAUUUAGGAGUGGCUACCAAUGGAGAAAUCUCUGAUUGUGUUGCUAAGGAUGGACUAUCAAAUUCUUCCAAGGUUGUUUCAGAGACAAGUCAUGCCUUUAAAGUAUCUGAGGAUUGUAUAGAAGGUAGAGCAAAUGAAGUGGAGAUGGAAAAUGAGAUUUUGGAGAAUAUGGGGAAAAGAGAAAUCUUGCAGAAUACUGAGCAUGAGGAAAACACAGAGGACACUAAGGAUCAGGAAAUCAUUCUCCAAUGUUUGGAAAUAAAGACAUUACCUGAUGAUGAAAAUGUAGAGACUAAGAAAGUCACUGAAGCCAAAAUUACAUCAACACUGAAAUUAAAUAGUGGACUUGAGGAUCCUUUAAAAAGUUACUCAGAAUGUAUCCCAGAAAUUGUUUAUUCUGUUGAUAAAAUAUAUUCAGGUGAAUUAAAACUUGAAGGGGCUUCACCAGAUCAUAUUUUAGAAAAGAAAGUGUCUGAUAGAAAUAUAAAUGUAACUCAUAAUCAAAAUAAUAUGGUAGAUCCAAGUAUUGAGAUCAAUCAGGAAAUACAUGCCAAUUUAGAAAUAGUUCCACAACAGCAAAAUAAAGAAAAACAAAUAGAUAUUGUAGUUGAUGAGUCAGAAGGGAAUAGUGAAGUAUUUUGGGAAGCUUUAGAUUUUAUAAAUAAUGGCCACAUGGCAAUUUCUACUUCACCAGAAUUGGUAGACGUUAUCCUUAUGAAAGCCUCUAGUAUUGAUCUGAAUAGUGAACAAUCAAAAAAUGGGAUUGUUGAGGGAGAUUUAAACAGAGAAUUUCUUAAAGAUGAACAAAAUCCUACCAUAAAUGCCGUAACAAAAGGGCCAAAAAUAGAAAUGUGUGAAACAAAUGAAGAGAAUGAGUCACAAAGUAUGAUACUGCAGCAGGAGGACCAAAUAGUAGAUUCUGCAGAAGAACAAAAAAGUACAUUGUGUAUUACAAAAGUUACUUUGAAUGAGUUUGGAGAGGAACAAGAACUAGUUAAAAUUGAAGAAAUCCAGUCACCAACUUCAAAACAUGAUGCAGUUGUUGAGAAACAAAAUGAGCAAGAGUUAGGAGCAAAUAAAGAAAAUGUUGAAGAUAUGAAGGCAUUAAAUGCUUAUUUAGUUUUUGAGGAAAAGAACAAUGAAUAUACUGUGAAAGAUGUGCAUGCAGAACAAGCUGUUGUAGAUUAUAUAAAUCAAAGCAAAUGCCAGACCCAUGAAGAAACAAAUGCAAACAUGGAGAAUGAUUCCAACUAUAAUAUCAAAUCAGCUUGCCUAGAUAGAGCUCUGGCAGAUAUUGAUAUGAUAAAUAAAGAAGUUGCUGGCAGUCAUAAAGAAGUUUUAUCUGCAGGAAAACUGAGUGUAGAUAAAGAAGACAAUACUAUUGAGUCUGCUGUAACUACAACUACAAUGAAAGAGGGUACUGAAGAAGCAUGCACUAGGAAUAAAGAAGGUAAAAAUUGCAGAGAGCUGCAUGAAGAAAUUCACAGUAUUGUGCCAAAUAUUGAGGAGGUUGUUUAUCUUGAAACACAGAAGACUGAAUUCAUUGAACAAAACAAGCCUGAGAGUGAAGAAAUAAUUGUAGAAGAAUAUCAUGAAGCGUUAGAUAUUUAUGCGGCUUCUUUUGGAGAAUUGAAAACGUCUGAAAAGAGAGAUGAUCAGACUAAUAAAGAUAAUGAAAAGGUCAAAGCCAGCUUAAUCUCAUCAGAUGAAGUUGAAUCUGAAGCUUUUGUAGAAGAAAGUGACAGUAUUCAGCAGCUGAAAGAACAUAAAUUUGAAGAAGUCAAAUUUGUGCAGAUUGAUUUAUCUGUUUCUGAAACAACAAAGUCACAAUGUGGACAGCUGGAACAGGAAUGUAAAUUGUUGGAUGAAAUCAGCUCAGUACAAAUUGAUGAUUAUACACCAGAACAGCUAGAAAACCUGGAGAGUGCUAUGGAUGAAAGUCAAGAGGAAACACAAAGAUAUAAGAAAGGUAAAGGUAAAUCUCGGGAAGACUGCAUUAUAUCAUAAACUCAGGAACUGGAUCAUUGUUCCACAUCAUUCACCUGGCAUCUGAUAAAGAACAAAAUACAUCUUUUUAAAAAGUCAAAAUUUGAAAGAAGUUCUACCAUUGAAUUAAUGUCAUACUCUAAAUAAUGCAAAGUAGUUAAUAAUGUAUGAAUGUGAAGGCUACCUUUUUUGUCAAGUUUCUUGUCAAGUUUAAUUACAGUCUAAUCAAAGCUAUUAUACUAAUUCCCAAUUAGCUGCUUUUUAAUAUUCCAUCAAAUAUAGUAUUUGUUCUCUAAGAAUUUUAAUGAAUGAUAGGAUUGGAAAAUUCUUGGGAAUGAUUAGGAUGCAUGCUAGCUUUUUGAUAAAAUGCCACUAGUCCGAUACAUUUAUAUUUAAUUUCAAAUUAUUAUAUAGAAUUUUAGCUUCAAGACUGUUACACUUUCUGAACAAAAAGACAAGGUCACGCUGAAUGAAUAACAAUGAAAUUAUGACAAAUUUUAGAGAAGUAGCAAGUUUUCGCUGUGUAUGUUUCACUCAUUUCAAAUUAAUACCAUUUCGAUUGCAAAGAUCUAUACAUAAAGCACUACUACUUACAGUAAAAAUCAUUUACUAAGAAUCAUAUAGAGUUCAGUCACAUCCAAUUCAAUCAUUUCUAACCAAGCUCUUGUUGGUUUAAAUCAGUGGAUUAAACUUAAUAUCUCUGCAA